UAACCUAAAAUAAUAAAAGUCAGAUAUAUCUUUCAGAUUUUCCGUGGGAAUCAUAGAGAAAAAGAUCGAUCGCACCUGGAGGAAAAUAAAUAUGAUUUUCUCCCAAAAGAAAGAGUAAUCACAUCAAGAGGCCCUGGUCACUGAAACAUGCGGUGAUUAAGGUCAGAUGUAGUUUAUUCUACGUCCUGCGUUUGUGAGCGUAAAGUGCUUCUGUUGAUGUUAUUCUUCAAGUGAGCUAGUGGAGUAUAACCGUAAAGCCUCUUUACCAAAGAUAUUCACCUCUCUCUUUCUCUCUUUCUGCAACAGCUAGAACCUGCUUUUUGAUCAUCAAGGCUUGUUAAUGCACGCUGCCCCAUUUCGAUCCACUUAAAACAUUCCGUCUUAUAUACAUCUCUCACUCAUCUCCUUCCUUGCAACAUUCACCGUAACUCCCAGUGUACGGACCCAUCUCUCUGUCCUCUCAAAAUGGAUCGCCAAUCCAUCUUCUUUCUUUUCGGACUCCUAUUUUCCUUCUCUCUUGCAUCACAAGCCAUCAGUGACGGACAAUUACAGUUUUUUUCUCUAAUGAAGAACUCCCUCUCGGGGAAAUACCCGCUAAAUUGGGACGUCACAGGAGGAAAACCUGCCUGUAACUUCACUGGAGUAAUCUGCAACAACCAAGGGGAAGUAACCAAUCUUGACAUCUCCGGUUGGUCACUUUCUGGAAAUUUCCCUUCAGAUAUAUGCUCCUAUCUGCCAGAGUUGCGUUUUCUACGUCUCGGCCACAAUCGUUUGAGAGGAAAAUUCCUUGAUAGCGUCAUCAACUGUUCUCACUUAGAAGAGCUUAACAUGAAUCACGUGUACCAUACAGGAACCCUUCCAGAUUUCUCACCUAUGAAAUCUCUAAGGAUCCUGGAUUUGUCAUACAACUCCUUCACAGGUCAGUUUCCCAUGUCGGUAUUUAAUCUUACCAAUCUUGAGGUGCUUAACUUCAAUGAGAACCCCGGUUUCAACUUAUGGGAGCUGCCAGAAGACAUCUAUAGGAUGAGAAAACUCAAAUCUAUGAUCUUGACGACAUGCAUGGUGCGUGGCGGAAUCCCUGCAUCCAUAGGAAACGUUUUAACUCUGGUUGAUCUUGAAUUGAGUGGGAAUUUCCUCACGGGUAAGAUUCCUACAGAGCUUGGGAUGCUGAAAAACUUGCAGCAACUUGAGCUUUACUAUAACCAACUUAUUGGCAAUAUACCAAAGGAGCUAGGAAAUCUCACGGAGCUCAGAGACUUGGACAUGUCAGUCAAUAAGCUGUCGGGAAGUAUUCCAGAAUCUGUAUGUCGUCUUCCCAAGCUUGAAGUCUUGCAGCUAUACAACAAUAGUCUCACAGGAGAAAUCCCAGGUGUGAUAGCAAACUCAAAAACCUUAAGAAUAUUAUCUCUUUAUGACAAUUUUUUGACCGGAGAAGUCCCAAGAAAUCUGGGUCAGUUUUCAGGAAUGGUAGUUCUUGAUUUAUCCGAGAACAGACUGUCUGGUCCAUUGCCAACAGAGGUUUGCAAUGGAGGUAAACUGAUGUACUUCCUUGUUCUGGAUAAUAUGUUUUCUGGAGAGCUACCAGAGAGUUAUGCAAAGUGCUGGACAAUGUUGAGGUUUCGAGUCAGCAAUAACCAUUUGGUGGGCUCAAUUCCCGAGGGACUCCUUGGUCUGCCGCACGUUUCCAUAAUUGAUUUGAGUAACAAUAAUUUAAGUGGUCCAAUUUCGGAGACUAUUGGAAAUCCUAGAAACUUGUCAGAACUAUUCAUACAGAAGAAUAGGAUCUCAGGCGUUAUACCGCCUACCAUCUCUCGAGCCACCAAUCUUGUCAAGAUUGAUUUCAGUAACAACCUUUUGUCCGGUCCAAUACCUUUCGAAAUCGGUAAUCUUAAAAAGCUUAAUUUGCUGAUGUUGCAAGGGAAUAAGCUGAAUUCCUCCAUCCCCGGCUCACUGUCCUUAUUAAAGUCCCUCAACGUUCUUGAUCUCUCCAACAACCUUUUGACCGGUAGCAUCCCUGAAAGUUUUUCUGAUCUGCUACCGAACUCUAUCAACUUUUCAAAUAACUUGCUCUCUGGUCCAAUUCCUCCAUCGCUGAUAAAAGGAGGUUUAGUCGAAAGCUUCUCAGGGAAUCCUGGUCUGUGCGUUUCACCCGUCUAUGCCAACUCAUCGGAUCAAAGUUUUCCCACAUGCUCAAAGACUGGCAACAAGAAGAGGCUAAGCACUUUCUGGGUAGCAGGGACUUCAGUGGUUUUGAUCAUAACUGGAGCAGCCUUGUUUCUGAAAAGAAGGUGUAGCAAAGAGAGAGCUGCGGUGGAACAUGACGAAACAUGGCCAUUCUUCUCUUGUGAAGUGAAGAACUUUCACAGAAUUACAAUUGACCAACGGGAGAUCGUCGAGGCCAUGGUCGAAAAGAAUAGAGUGGGGCAUGGAGGGUCUGGGAUAGUGUACAAGAUCGGGUUAAAAAGCGGUGAAUUUGUUGCUGUGAAGCGGCUAUGGAGUCGAAAGUUAAAGGAUUCUGUUCCAGAUCAGGAUGGUUUAGCUUUAGACAAGACGUUGAAAACUGAGGUGGAGACCCUGGGAAAUAUAAGGCACAAGAACAUAGUCAAGCUGUACUGCUACUUCUCGAGUUUGGAUUGCAGCUUGUUAGUUUAUGAGUACAUGCCAAAUGGUAAUCUCUGGGAUGCUCUGCACAAAGGUUCGGUCCAUUUGGAUUGGCCUACUCGCCAUAAGAUUGCCCUGGGGACAGCACAGGGUCUGGCAUACCUCCACCAUGAUUUGCUCCCUCCUAUAAUUCAUCGAGACGUCAAGUCAACUAACAUCCUUCUCGACGUUGAUUACCAACCCAAGGUUGCGGAUUUCGGGAUUGCCAAGGUAUUGCAAGCAAGAGGAGGGAAGGACUCCACAUCUACCGUUGUUGCGGGAACAUAUGGUUACUUGGCACCAGAAUAUGCUUAUUCUUCCAGAGCAACUACCAAGUGUGAUGUCUAUAGUUUUGGGGUCAUUUUAAUGGAACUGAUAACUGGGAAGAAGCCUGUGGAGGCAGAAUUUGGAGAGAACAGAAACAUCGUAUAUUGGGUUUCAAAUACGGUCGACAGCAAGGAAGGGGCUAGUGAGGUAUUAGACAAGCGAUUAGAAGGGUCUUACAAAGAGGAAAUGAUUCAGGUGCUCCGAAUUGCCAUCCGUUGCACCUACAAGGCUCAAGCUCGUCGACCGACCAUGAAAGAGGUAGUUCAAGUGUUGAUUAAGGCAGACCCGUCUAGCAAGUUGUCCAAUAAGACCAAAGAAACAUCAAAUGCCACUUUGACAAAGAACUCAUCAUUUGAACUGUAGACAAGCGAGGAGCUUAAAGGGUAAAAGAGGGAACUACAUUGCAACUAGAUAAGCAGUCUCAUAGUAAUUGAGAGAUGCAUUAAAUAUCACGACUUAUUUUCAUCCUCCCAAGACUAGUAAUUUGUAAAUUCUAUCUCUAGCUCUGACUCUUCUUUCUCUCUGCUUCCUUAUCUCGUAUACUAUUUUGACCUUGUAAAAACUUAAAUUUGAUUAUUAUCAAUGCUAGUGUAAUACACAGUAGCCAUAUUCCAUAA
Prosopis cineraria is the source of this 3584-nucleotide messenger RNA. RefSeq names its product receptor protein-tyrosine kinase CEPR1. The transcript is spliced from 2 exons. The coding region runs from base 466 to 3330 and encodes 954 amino acids. Gene Ontology annotation, molecular function: protein kinase activity; receptor serine/threonine kinase binding; ATP binding. Lineage: Eukaryota; Viridiplantae; Streptophyta; Magnoliopsida; Fabales; Fabaceae. The record is from RefSeq and is a predicted model, not a curated record. Gene Ontology annotation, biological process: protein phosphorylation.